Aphanomyces invadans is the source of this 1402-nucleotide messenger RNA. RefSeq lists its product as hypothetical. Gene Ontology annotation, biological process: purine nucleobase biosynthetic process; tetrahydrofolate interconversion. Gene Ontology annotation, cellular component: cytosol. Bases 112 to 1047 code for a protein of 311 amino acids. Gene Ontology annotation, molecular function: methylenetetrahydrofolate dehydrogenase (NADP+) activity; methenyltetrahydrofolate cyclohydrolase activity; methylenetetrahydrofolate dehydrogenase (NAD+) activity. Lineage: Eukaryota; Oomycota; Saprolegniomycetes; Saprolegniales; Verrucalvaceae. The transcript is spliced from 4 exons. The record is from RefSeq and is a predicted model, not a curated record.
CGAGCGCAUGGGAUUGGUUGAAAGAAAAUAGGAACAGCCAACCAAAAGGAAGCGAGGAUCGAGCCAACGCGAAACGAACGCAUUAACGAAUUCGCUGCGGGAGAGGACGUCAUGAAGCUGGACGCUGGUGCCGUUGCCGCGCCUUUCUGCGAAGCGAUGAAGGAGUACGUGAACAAGGAACUCCACGGCAUGGGCCCCAAGCUCGUGGGCUUCUUGGCCAACGACGAUGCGUCCGCACGCAAGUACGCCGAGUGGACAGGGAAAGCGUGCAUUCGCGACGGCAUCCGCUACGAAUUGCGCGAAGUCCAAAAGGAGUUCUUGCAAGAAGCUGUGGAAGACGCCAACCGAGACCCGGAAGUGCAUGGAAUUCUUGUCUACUACCCGUGCUUUGGCUCGUUUCCGUCGUUCUACGGUGGUACUAUGGACGAUUUCAUUCGCGACAGCAUCUCGAUCAAGAAGGACGUGGAAGGGUUGUGCCACUUUUACCGAUCCAACUUGUACCGCAACAUCCGCUACGUCGACGACGAGCGCACGCAGAAGUGCGUGCUGCCGUGCACGCCCCUCGCCAUUAUCAAGAUUUUGGAGCAUCUCAACAUUUACAACUUUGGGCAACCAGAAGGCGAGCAUUUGCUCGGACGUCGCAUCACCAUCAUCAACCGAAGCGACAUCGUCGGGCGUCCCUUGGCUGCCAUGCUUGCGAAUGACGGUGCCGACGUGUUCAGCGUCGACAUCAGCUCGUUGUACUUGUUCCGCCGUGGCAAAUUGAUUGAAACGGACGAAACCCCCGAGUCGGCAUGCCGCAAGUCGGACGUGAUCAUCACGGGUGUGCCGGUGAAGAGCUACAAGCUCCCGUUGGAGUGGGUGUCGGAAGGCACAGUCGUGAUUAACGUGGCGUCGUACAAGAACGUGGACGAAGAAGCGCUGCUCAAGAUCCCAAAUGUCACGUACGUCCCGUUGGUGGGCAAGGUCACUGUCGCCAUGCUUGAACGGAACCUCAUGCGGCUCUACGAGAACUUUCACAUGAAGCCGCGCAAGUUGUGGCAAUAGAGUCGCCACCUCGAUCGACUCGAGACACACGAUAACUCAACGCGCGUCCAUUGCCCCCACAGCUUUCUCUCGAGGGCGACACCGACCCACCCUAUCCAACGCCUACUUUCUGAUGGAUGAAAGGACGCUGUGGGUGACGUUUUGCGGACGCUUUCUGAAUGCUCCCCGGUGGUGCAUUGCCACACUGACCACGCCUCGUGAGUAGAAAGAACCAGCAUGCAGCUAGUCGGUAGUCCAUGUGGGCUAUGAAUGCGCCAUGCGAGCUUGGUGAGAGGGACAGGAGCGAUGCGGGGAUGAUGCGCACAUUGAAUUAAAAAUGGUGAGUCUGGGCAUGCUGGUGAAUGUCGCUCGGUCG